Molecule: messenger RNA, 4446 nt
Organism: Cetraspora pellucida
Lineage: Eukaryota; Fungi; Glomeromycota; Glomeromycetes; Diversisporales; Gigasporaceae
Source: the annotation of a GenBank genome assembly
AUGAGUAUAAACAUAGAUCUCGCAGCAGAGUUUAAAGUUUCACUCCUAAAUGCUUUACAAUCUCGUGAAAAAUCCGGGCAGCGAUUUAAAAAUGAUAAAAUUAUUGAAAAAAAAGACGAUUUUGAGUUAGUACUAGAUACUUCAGAUGAAAUAACUAAACUUGUUCAAGAAUUUUUUAAAGCUUCGCUGGCAGUCGGAAAUACGGGGGAACUUGUAAAUUAUAUCAUAUCAUUGCUCACUAUAUCUCCGACUUGGGAGCGAAUAACUCUUAUUUUAUCAAUAUUUAAUGGUCUAAUAACUGAUACACCAACGACAUUUGGGCUAUUAUUGGCCCUUGGUGGCGAUAUCUCACAACAAUCUUCCACCCUUCAACCUGUUAUGCACAUCACAAUUCCACAGAUUUUUAAAGAUAUUGAAGUUCUUAUUGAUAUUUCAUCUCCUGAAUUAUGGAUGGGUGUACUUUCAUUUAUGCGCACUAUUUUACAACAAAAUCCUAGAGCCAUGAUGGACAUUCCACCAGAUCUAGCCACUGAUAUUAUCAAAAUUAUCUUACAACAAAUUGAACGCCUUCCAAUAGAUCUCGAUAAACAAAAGUAUAAAUGUGUUGAAAAAGGGCGCCAGAUAAUUGAAACUUUCUUGAUUGGUAAAGAUUGUGGAGGUACUGGUUGUGUCUCACAUUAUCAGGUCAUUGGACAGCUGCAAGCAGUAUACGGAAUGCCUGUUCUUGGACGGUUUAUUUCUGUUCAUUGGUCCAUGGAGCAAUUUGUGAAUGAAUUAUGUCAACGUCGAAAACGUCUUGCAUUUUUAAUGAUGCCACCUGGUUUUGCCUUCGUUAGUCGAUCUCAUGAAUAUAUUGAUAUAACCCAUCUGCCUAUUUAUCAAAUAUUUUCUUGUGAUUAUCAAUUUAUAGACGAAGGACAUGUUACAAAAUGUUCUUCACGCUUUCGCGACCUGUUAUUUCAACGUGCAUCUUUUGAAGAAUUCAAGACUAUGAUUAAAUCUGUAAAACAAAAUCCUCAGGGAAUGGAACAUAUGCGUACAGCAUUUUUUGAUAAAGUGCAUAAUGUUAUUAAGUCAAUACAAUCUCAAUCAAACUUUGAACAGCCCAGAAUAGAUCAACAUUCAAAUGAAGACAUGCUUAUUCCUGAAAAUCUUGGAUUUUGGGAACUUAUCAUUGAACUUGGAGAUCAAUUAGUUGGUUUAGUUGCAGCAGACCACCUAAAAUAUGAAGAAGUUCUUUCAAAUUUUUAUUACAUGGUUCAUCCUAAACAUGGUGAACGUCAUAACACAGUUCCGAAAGAUAAUACUUUGAUCUGGUUAUUAAUCCCACUUUUCUACUUGGAUAAAAUUGGAACCACUAUUUCUGGCGAGUUGAAGUUUGACGAAAGGUUGCUCAAUAUGCUUAUACAAUUAUACAAUGAGCAGCAGAUUAGAUCCAAAGAUUCAUUUUAUUUACGAGAUCUAGCCUUGCAAUGUGUGGUGACUUCUCAAAAAGCUGCUAUACGUGAUGUACCUAAUAUCAAACAUAGGUAUCCUCAACUUACAGCCGCACUAUCAUACAUGCCACAUAGCAUUAAUAAAGAUUUUGAAAAUUAUAAAGCAAAUGUGGUGAACCAUGACAUAUUUAGAAAUUUAACCAUCCAGGAAAUUAUAAAGCUUUCCAUUGCCAGUCAAAUGAAUAAAAGUGCUGUAGCCGAUACUUUAUACGCCUAUUUAGUCCCUGGUAGACUUGAAGCAGGACAACUUGGAUUUGGCAGACUUGAAGCAGGACAACUUGGAUUUGCAGAUGCAAAAUUUCUGAAGGGCGGCAUAAUUGAAUAUAAGCUACUUGAUUUAAUUAAUGUCACUAGCAAGCUUAGGCUUGUAGAGUUUAUAUAUAAGAUGAUGCUUGAUGGAGAUGUUGCCCCCAAAUUUCCAAUAGAUGUGACUGAACAUAAAAUAACGUGUGUUUCGCCUUAUGUUUUAGACGUACUCUAUAAAACGGUUUAUAGUGCACCUUGGUCUUUAGAAACUUUAGUUAAGGAGAUUCUUGACAAACUGAAACGUUUUGAUAAGGCUUCUAAAGUACGUGCUGAAGGAGGAACUCAGCUGACCGAAACUGCUUUACGUUGGGAACAUACAAUUCUCCAGCUCUUUUGUCACCGAUUCCAUAGAUUCUUAAAACAUUCUGCAAAGACGCCAGAUUUAUUACAUUAUAUAAAGCAUUCUGUUUCUUAUUUAGAACAUAGGCAAACAUAUCGUGAUGCAGAAUUGUUUGCCUUGCAUAUAAUGAUGAUGCAAACAGAUGUCAAGUUUAUUAAAUCUUUGUCUGAUUCAAAUCGAGAAAAGCAAAUUUUAUUUGCAGAGUCCGAAUUAUUGGCAAGAUAUAUGAUAUACACUAUGGCACGUGUUGAAGACAUCCCAGAUAUUAUGAGUGUUAUACUAGAAAUUUAUCCACACCCAAUUCAAUGGUCAGAUACAACACUAAGUUUUUUCCCAGAACCGUUGAGAACACAACUUGCAGCUCAACAAAUGGCAAUUGAAAUGCCAGUGUCUUCUAUUUCUUUUACAGAUAAGGAUAUGAAUUCUGCUUUGCAGGUUGGAAAUCUUUUCAAAUUGUUUAUGGAUCAGUCCCUUAAUUCUGAGGAUGAGGUGACUCUUCAAGAACAUUACUCUAAACUGGAAAAUCAACCAAUUUUCUUAUGUUCUCUUUGGAAAAUUGGUUGUGGUGGUAGAAAAAUUUUAAAUCCAGAGAUGAUGAGCACUUUGCGAAAAGUUUUAUUACAAUUUCCUCCUUCCAGAAUGGCGACUUAUACUAUGACAUUGAUUGAUUUUAUCAUUGAGAUGAUAGAACGUGAUUUAUCACCUGUGGAUGUGUGCUACAAAAUGCUUGAUGAAUUGAUAUGGAAAUACCAAAUUCUUGCUUUUGAACAUGUAAUUUUCGCACUUGUCAAAGGGAAUUGCGAAAUUAAUACAACCGCGAUUGGAAUUCUAAACUAUUUAUUAUUCAAAUCUGAAGAGUUUUCAGGAAGGGUUGGAUAUUUUAUAUCUUUGAAAUUUUCUCACCGAUAUUGGACUGAAGAUGAUCAUCAUGAUAAAUUGAUGAAAUAUCUUGAAAAAUAUCCUGAAUAUUUUCAAUAUGAGGCAUUUGCAAUGAACGAUUAUAAAACUGUUUUAGAACCACCAUUGGCAACAAAUAUGCCAAUUUAUUAUACAACAGCUAUUCGAAGAUCGUUGCCCAUACUUGAUAUAGUAAUUGGCAGAUUGAUUGAAUUCGAACAACAGAAAAUGCUUGCUGAUUUACUGGAUAAGUAUAGGCUCCUUUAUAGAUAUCAUCAGACACCUCUUGCUUUUGUCAGGGAUCUUUUGCAUUAUUAUUAUUCUGCUCCAGUAUUGAGAGACCAAUCUAUUUCCACAAGAUUAAUAAAGUUACUUGAUUUUGAUGAAUAUGAUAUUGAUUCUCAAUUAUUGCAAUAUGGAGCCGGAUCUAAUGACGUAUUUUUAGCAGAGCUUUUUGACAUUACUUACUUUGAAAAGGUUUUUCACAAAUUAGCCGAUUUAAUGUCACCGGAUACAUGUGCCCCCAAGGUUGAUGCUAAAUUUCCAGAACGUCACUUUCGAGAGAUUCCAAACCCCGUAGUACAAGCCCUACAUAUAGCUUGUAUAGAAGUGCUUGCAACGCCGAUAUCGCCUGAAGAAAUAGUGAAAGAAUCAUUAGACAUUGUAACUUCUAUGAAUGGACGCAAGAAUACGUCUGUCCAGCCUAUGGUCAUGCAUGCUAUGGGCUUUUUAUAUUCCUUUUUGCCUACUGAGGAAUUCUUAUAUCAGAUAUUUGAUAAAAUAGUGUUAACUAUCACCACAGAUCCCCAUUUAAAAGAAUUCUCACAACCAUUUAAUUUGAUUCAACGCGAGCAAUCUCAACCAUCAUUACCAUAUUUAGACCUUUCAUAUCAAUCAAAUCCAUUACAACAAUUAUUCUUACCUUCUACGCGGGAUUUUUCAGCAAUGUUUCCCUAUAUUUUCAACGAAUAUGCGUCUAAUAUUCAUAACUUUGGCACAAAUGUUGCAAACAGCCUUCUCACGUUUACGCAUUGCUUACUACAUUACUCUAAUAUUGAUGAUAUACAAAUAUUUAUUCAUAGACUUUUAAAUAUCGAAAUUGAUGGGAUUGCUACGAUUGCUACAGAUGUGCAGAUACUAUAUCUGUGUGCUUUAGUUGGACCCGUGAUACAUAGGUUAUUGGAAAAUCAUACAUUAACUGCGAAAUACCCCGAACAAAUGCCAGAAAACACAUUUAGUCAAGAACUCGAUACCCCGCAUCAUCUACCUGCACGGAACGAAAAGAAAAGUGUUAAUAAUGAGGUAAGGCACCAUAAUAGGGUGCUUCAUCCCGAAGAACAAUCACAUCCUGAAUGGAAUACAACAAAUCUUUUAAACCUUCAGCAAAGUGACAAUAUUAUACACUGA